AUGAAUACAACAACCAUUAAUAAGAGCCACGAUGAUGGUAACAAAUCUAUUCAAAAUUUGAUAUUGAAUAAAUUCCCAACCAAAGAUGAUUUAAUUAAUAAAGGUAUUUGGAAAGGUGAUAUAUAUAAACCAAUAUAUUCAUUAGAUAUGGAAAAUAGUGGUGAAGAGGGGAAUAUUAGAGGAUGGGUUUGGAAAACUUUAUUGUUGAAUAGUAUUAUAGAUGACGAAGAGAUUAUUAGUAGUAACAUAACUAGUAAUAUUGCAUCUUCAUUACCAUCUCCAUCACCUCCUCCUAUCUCUACAGAUACUGCUUUGAAUAGAAAAAUUAGUAGAAUUCAAACACAAAAAAGAAAAUUAUAUAUGAAUGGUAAUAUUAUUAAUCCAAAUGGUACUAAUAGUGCUAUUAAUAAUAAACGAAUUAAUAGUAUAGCAAAUGAUUAUAGUACUAAUAGUAACAAUAAUCACAAUGAUGUAGAGAAUGAUAGUGAUGUUGAUUACGACUUUCAUAAUGCUAUCAAUAGUAAGAACAAGAAUAAUAACGACAACAACAACAACAACAAUAAUAAUAAUAAUAAUAAUAAUAAUAAUAAUAAUAAUAGAAGCAUUAGUAGUAAUAGCGGAUUUGUCAUGUUGGAUGAAUUGAAACCGCUUCCCACUACUUUUGAAAACACUCGCUGUGAAGAAAUCAUAGAGAAUGAUGUUCGUGCCAGUGCUAAUAACACCAUUGGUAACACUAAAAAAAGAUUAUUAACACCAAUGUCUACGGAGUCAGACCCACUGUUAAACAACAAAGGUAUAUUUAACAAGACCAACAACAAUGACGAUGCUGACGAAAUCAACAGUAACAACUUGGAACACCAGUUGGAAAUUAUUAAGCUAGAUACCAACAGAUUAUUACUAUAUGAUAUUUAUAAAUCUAUACCGAUUCAACAGGAUAUUCAAUUAAUAUUAUACAAUUACUUAAUUUACAAUAGAACCACAUAUAAACAGGGCUUUCACGAGAUAGUAGCAAUUAUAUACCACCAUUUAGAUUAUUCUGACAAGUUAUCAACAUUAAAUAUUUUCAAUAAAUUUAUGGUUGAGGGUGGUAUCAGUUUGUUUUUCAACGAAAGCGAGUUGAUCAACUGGAAAAAAAACAAAUUUGAGCCAUUGUUAUCCUUUUGUGUUCCUAGCAUAUAUGAUUCAAUUUUGAAAAACUUUAAACUGGACAACACAGUGUGGUUAAUCAGGUGGUGUAGAUUGAUUUUUAUUAGAGAAUUAGAUUUAAAUAAGGAAGUCUUACCCAUUUGGGAUCAUUUUUUAACUUUCAAAUACAAUUUACUGGACUUGAUGAGUACCACCAUCAUUCUACUAUUAGUUUUAAUCAGUAAAAAAAUAAUUUGUUAUUGUGAUGACCAGAGUGAUUUAAUUGAUGUUUUAUUGCAUUACGAGGAGAACAAUGCGUUACAUAACACUAUUUCUAUAGUUGAAUUAAUGAAAUAUAGUGGUAUGUUAUGUGAAAUCAUACAAAAUGGUAGAACAAAUACUUCCAGCUACAAUAAGUUUGAUAGGAAAACCAUACAGCACCUAAGGGAUAUUAUUAGAAUUUUUAGCGAUGUGUAUUUACAAGAUAUGGAAUGGUCACAGAUGAUGAAUACUGUGGUUGAUUCCAACAGGUUAAAGACACAACAAAAAUUAAAAGACAGGAUCAAAUCCAAAAUGAAAAAAUAA
Saccharomycodes ludwigii is the source of this 1710-nucleotide messenger RNA. RefSeq names its product GTPase-activating protein GYP6 (gene GYP6). The record is from RefSeq and is a predicted model, not a curated record. Bases 1 to 1710 code for a protein of 569 amino acids. Lineage: Eukaryota; Fungi; Ascomycota; Saccharomycetes; Saccharomycodales; Saccharomycodaceae. The transcript has a single exon.